Messenger RNA from Dentiscutata heterogama, 123 nucleotides. Lineage: Eukaryota; Fungi; Glomeromycota; Glomeromycetes; Diversisporales; Gigasporaceae. The record is from the annotation of a GenBank genome assembly.
AUGCCAUUUGUAUAUUUUAAAGGUUAUCUGUUCGACGCUAUUGGUAUCUGUAAGAUUUAUCCGUCUGAUUUCAUUGGUUAUAAACUUAUAACCAAUAAGACAUUCUUCAAUCAAUUUCCAUAG